Pieris napi is the source of this 2199-nucleotide messenger RNA. Its product is annotated as post-GPI attachment to proteins factor 2-like. The record is from RefSeq and is a predicted model, not a curated record. Lineage: Eukaryota; Metazoa; Arthropoda; Insecta; Lepidoptera; Pieridae. Gene Ontology annotation, cellular component: Golgi membrane; endoplasmic reticulum membrane. Gene Ontology annotation, biological process: GPI anchor biosynthetic process. The coding region runs from base 264 to 1106 and encodes 280 amino acids. The transcript is spliced from 6 exons.
CUGAUUUUACCACGCAAGUCACUAACUUUAGUCGACAAUUUUACCCUGUAACACAUAGUACACGGCUCCUGCAAAUACCAAUCUAUAUUUUAUUCCAACCCAAUGUACCAUUCAAUAAAUAUGUCGAGCGCGUAUAAAAAACCCUGUUUUUAAAGUCAAUAUGUUUUUCAUACAAAUCAAUACGAAGGACUUGAUUAUGUAUUUAUCGUACGUUCUGUUUUAAAUAUGUAAUAAAAUAAUGAAAAGUGAGUGAGAGAAAGAAAAUGUUAAAUGACGCACAGGAAGAGUUAGCACAAUCUUUACCAAGAGCUAAUUAUCGCAUAAAUGAAGCAGAAAAUGUGAAAAGUUCACUUAUAGUUGUAGAACAUAAGGGUGAUUUGUGGACAUGUGCUCUAAGAAAGAUCUGUUUGACUGCUCUCUGGCUUCCACUAGGCGCUCUAAUAUUUUGUUACGUGACAGCUUCCUUAUUCCAGGCAGAUGACAUUCAUGAAACCCACUGUCGGGUUUAUAACGUAGUACCAUCAAUAAGUGCAAUUACUGGGAUAAGCCCUCAAAGGUACGUCUGGAGGAUAUGCAUCGCCUACCACCUAGGACCAAGAUUAUUGAUAGGAUCUCUAUACUUUAACUACCAUAAAGAACGCACUUUGCACAUAACGGAUGAACAGAUGCGAUUGACGGCAACUAAACUGGGAAAAGCUUGCUAUUGGCUAAAUUUGGUGGAAUUGUUUGCUUUGACGGGUGUUACGUAUGUCUCUAAUAGAGAAAAUUAUUUCAUUCACGAGAAGAUCUUCAUAAUUUUUAUGGUGGCUUCUCUAUUACAUAUGUUAUGUAGAGCAAGAAUUGGAUGUAUCGCAAAUGACGUUUUGGAGCCCGUACGGACCAACAAAAUUGUGUGGAACCUAUUCUUCAUCGCAAUAGCAGCUACUACAGGAUUAAUUAUUUUUUUCUUGAGACAUCGCCUUCUCUGUAGACCGCUUGCUUUCACGUGGUUUUCUGUGUGCGAGUACAUUUUGGCCACAACGAAUAUGGUAUUCCACGCGAUUGUCGUCUUGGACCUGCCUUUUCACGAAGUAAAAGUAGUUUAUUCAGAACGCAAGAGCAAUUAAUUUUCUAUAAAUUAUAUUUACUAAUAUAAGCCCUACUGACUAUAUUCUGCACGUGUUGAGUGUUACAAUACAGCACAAUUGUGUAAUGUUUGUUUAAACAAUUAGUAUUAAAGUUCAAUUACUUUACCGCCUAUUUUCUAGUAAGCUGUGUAUUGUUAAGAAAAUUUACUUAAUUUUUAAUUAGACAUACUUAUCCACGGCACUUAUUUGAUUAGCACAGACAUUUUAAUUGUACGAUUCGUGUUCGUAUUUCAAAAUGUCACUGUCAAACGAUUUAUUUCCUGUGAAGUUUGAUCGUUGACAGAUUUCAAGGCGCGAUCGGCGAUUGUUUAUUGAUAUCCGUUUUGAAAUACGAAAUAACAAUAAUGCGUAAGUAUUAAAUAUUUUUAGGGUUCUAGGAUUAUUCUUUUGCUUAAUUAGAGAUUAAAUAUUUGUCUUUACUGCUAGUAUUCACAAUUUAUUUGUAUUAAUAAUUCAGUAUUGAAAAAUACCCUAUUCGUUUAAAUACGUUUUAACACUACACAGAAUAUAUUGUAUUGUAAAUUAUAUAAAUCAUAUCUUAUAUUCUAUUAUAUUUACAAAUAUAGUAAUAAUUAUAUUUCACUUAUAUGUAAUUAAUUUUAUUAGAUUAGUGGAAUUUACAUUAUAAAUUAUUUUUGUUUUGAUGAAAAAAAAUCGAAUAAGAUUAAUAAUUUACAUUUAUGUGUGCCUUAAUUAAGCACACGCUUAAACACAAUUAUAUCUUAUUGUAUUUGUAUUACCGAGAUAUGAUCCAUGUUUUUCUAUUUUAUAUUCAGUAAUGCGUAAAUGGAUGAUAAAUUUAACACGCGUAAAAUGUUGAAUAUGGAUUACUCGUAUUAAUUAGUAUUCUUAUGGUUUUUAUAAACCUUAGUUUCUAUAAUUGAAUAUUUUAUAUAGUUCUUAAUAGUAUAAAUUAAUCAACAUCCUAAGUCAGUACAGAGAAUAGCGAGAUUUUUUUCUCUAAAAUCUUUCUAAUUUCUGUUUAGGCGGAUUAUUAUUUUAAGAAUUCGGUCGUUGAAAGCUAUUGUUAUAUUAAAUUGUCAAUAAAUUGGUUCAGUUGAAUAAGUUAUAA